Molecule: messenger RNA, 1071 nt
Organism: Histoplasma mississippiense
Lineage: Eukaryota; Fungi; Ascomycota; Eurotiomycetes; Onygenales; Ajellomycetaceae
Exons: 6
Coding region: 1-1071 (356 amino acids)
Biological process (GO): retrograde transport, endosome to Golgi; protein retention in Golgi apparatus
Cellular component (GO): endosome
Molecular function (GO): phosphatidylinositol binding
Source: RefSeq, a predicted model, not a curated record
AUGGUUCCCUUUGCUCGGAAAAUAAAUUACGCGGCCUCCCAAACCGCGAAAUACGACCGAAAGAUGGAUUUAGUAGGAGGUGAAUCGCCGUGGGGUGAUGUUCCCUCCCAGUCCGCACCUACCGAAAACCAAGAAUCUUCUGCUACGGCCAACGAUUCUGAACAACCCGCCCAAACAACCUUAACCACCCGCCGAUCUCCACCAGCCAGAGGACCCCGAACACCUCGCAAAAUAAACGCGCAAGCGACGAGGCUGGAAGUGGUCGAUGACUCCCUUGAUCCUCUUGGGCCGCUGGGCGACAAGUCCUUUCCGUCCAUCCUGUCAUACCCGGACCAAGGCCCCACCCCACCCCGAAAGGAACUUUUCUCCAGCAGAAAUGUUCGUCCCGCAUCAUCUACAUCCCAGUCGUCCACUGGUGGUUUGAUGGACUCUGUGGACUUGGACGAUGACGGCCAGGCUGCGCGUGCGAGAAUAAAAGGCCCUCCACCGGUCCAGUCCCCAGUUGAUGCUCCGAAACGGCAGUCACAGCCAAGCAUGCCUGUUGAGCAGGCGGCGAAGCCGUCGUUUGAGAUUACAGUUGGUGAUCCUCAUAAAGUUGGGGAUAUUGCAAGCAGUCAUAUUGUGUAUCAAGUGAGGACGAAGACUACGUCUAAAGCCUAUCGGCAACCUGAAUUCACCGUCAGCCGACGGUACCGAGAUUUCCUAUGGCUAUACAACUCCCUUCAUGGCAAUAAUCCGGGGGUUGUGGUUCCUCCACCUCCGGAAAAACAGGCAGUUGGCCGUUUUGAUACGAACUUUGUUGAAUCACGAAGAGCCGCAUUAGAGCGUAUGCUUAACAAAAUUGCCGCGCACCACAUACUGCAACACGAUGGAGAUCUCAAGAUUUUUCUCGAAAGCGAUACGUUCAACCUUGAUGUUAAGAAUAAAGAGAAUCGCGAACCGGAUAUAGGCCAAAAUAAGGGCAUGUUGAGCUCGUUAGGCAUAUCUGUUGGAGGACCGGGCAAAUUUGUUGAACAUGAUGAUUGGUUUCACGAUCGCAAGUAUACCUUGACGCCCUUGAGAAUCAGCUGA